ACAGGUUACAAUGUAGAGAGACCCCAAAAGGUCUAUGGACGCACAUAAUGUGGUAUGUAACCACCAGAGCCGUCUUUCUCUAUCACUAUGGUAACCACUAAAAGAAAGCACAAGUUUUCAAUUUGAUGUGGUUUCUGCAGUUUCUGUGCUAAUUAAAAUUAUGUGGAGAUGCAUUGGUAAAUAUAGCGCCGUGGAGACCUGGCAUUGUAUGGUCCAUGUUGUAGAAUAAAGCAUCAGUGUUGAAGCUCCGUUCAGUUGUCUGUGGACUCUUUGAGCUCAUCGACUAUCUCUGAGCUCCGGCUAACUGCUAACGUUAGCUAUCGCUAGCUCUCUCCACCUACACCACCAUGACUCCACUUCAGUCCAGUUGGUGGCGUAUGCACCUCCAGUUGGUUUGCCAAGAAGAAGACGAAGAAGAAGACAACAACAAAAAAAACAACAUGGAUGCUAGUUUUGAAGAGCAAUUGUGCGAAGAGGUCCGUCGUUACCCACAUUUAUAUGAUAGGUCUGUUAAGGAGUGCAACGACAGCCAAAUGACGUUAAACUCCUGGCAACAAAUCGCUCAAACUCUUGGGAAAAGUGAAACAGCCUGCCGUCAAAAGUGGAAAAGUGUGCGAGACAGAUAUGUAAGGGCCAAGAAAAAGCUGGAAGGCGGGAGCAGCAAAACCGGCCGGAUUGCCUACAUUAUCUCCAUGUUAGACUGGCUCUCUGGCUUCAUCAAGCAUCGUUCCACGGAGGAGACGCGGUCGCGGACCCUUAACUGUAGUAUGGCUGUCACCGCGUGCACGAAACCCGCACAAGUACGCAGCUGUCCGUGGAACGCGGAAAAUCCUCAUCUCCCUCUGUCAUCCGUGCGCCUCCUGGUUCCUCCUCUGAGGUUGAUGUCAGCCUGUAUGUGGCAGGUGGCCCAGGAGCGGAAUGUAGACCAGUAUGACAAACUGGCCGAAUUCAUCACGUUGGUGACAGAGAUGGUCCCAGAGCUUCUGAACUACAAACAGAAGACUCAGCUGAUCCUGGGACUGAGAGCUCGGCUCAUCCUUGAGUUAUUAAAGACAAUGGAUGAGGUUGACUGUAAAGCUAUCCAGGAUCAUCUUAACAGUUUCCAACAGACGACAACAAACCUCAUGCAGGAAGAGGACCCAGAUGGAGAGGUGGAGACUUCAAAGUCAGCAUUUGUGGACCUGGUUCAAACAUUGCUUGAAGACCAAUCUGAAAAAGAGAAAUUUUUCAAGGAGGUCUUCCCAGUACAGUAUGGAGCUUGUUUUGAUACAGCGCUGCAGAUUCUGGGGUGGGAGUUCUUCCACCGACUGGAAGAGUUCCUCCCAGUUCCACGUUUUUCACAGGUGUGCUCCAUGUUUGACAUUUCUUCCCUUGACGAGGAGUUUGGGCAGUUUCUCUCUGACCCUGAGGAUCUGAAGAGGAUUUUGCUGCACCAACAGGAGCGACAAAAGUUGACUAAAAGUGAAUUCACCUUCAUGUCAGACACCAUCCUCUCCACGCUCGCCUCUAAACAGACUUCAGCGACAUCUGAAGAUCAGGAUCAAAUAAUGGAUCAGGGAGAGGGCAAACAAGGCACUGGGAAAUCACAGGGAAGAAAUCAAGAGAAGUCAGUAGAGACGACAGUGAAGCAAGAAAACAGCUGGAGAGCAGAAGAUAUUUGUGAGGAUGAUGAAGAGACUGACAACAGUUCCACUGAACCAAACUGUGGGCUGCCUGAGUACGGGCUGUCACCCCUCACUUCCUCUCCACGUUCAGAAGAAGCUGCUGAGCCAGGUGAUGGUGAGACAGCUGUUGAAGCCACCACCCAGACACCCAGAUGUUCAGUGGAUAAAGUGAAGGAACGUCUGGAUCUGAGGAGAAACAAGAAACCAUCGGAAGAGAGCAGGAUACAGUCCUUGACAGGAGGCAGAGCCGAUGUCUCUCUUGCGUUCAGCGAGGACUCCGUAAGAGCCAAUGAAAACACACUGGAGUGUGGCAAGACUCUUUCAUCUCCUCCCACCUUGAAACAACAUCCCCUUGUUCACACUUCUGCACGACAUAAGUGCACUCAGUGUAACAAGACAUACAAAUGGCGACAUCAUCUGAAAGACCAUUUAUUCACUCACUCUAGAUGGACAGUCCGGUCCUUUGCUUGCAGCCUUUGUGAGAAGAGAUUUAGUUCUCAAUCUUUACUUAACGUUCAUCUGCGUCAUCACAGCGGAGAGAGGCCAUUUGCCUGCUCGUACUGCGACAAGCGGUUCUUGACAAAGCCAGUUUUGAAGUCCCAUGUGCGCAUUCACACCGGUGAGCGGCCGUAUGCCUGUACUUUUUGUGAAAAGAGAUUCACACAGUCGUAUCCGCUGGCUGUUCACCUCAGGAUGCAUAAGAAAGAGAAGCCGUAUCUGUGCAGCACAUGUGGUAUGUCCUUUUGUAGCUCUGGGGCCUUGCUGGUCCACACACGCAUGCACACAGGGGAGCGGCCUAGUCAGUGUGACAUCUGUGGAAAAGGUUUUUCCACAGCUAUCCAUUUGACACAACAUCGGCGAACUCACACAGGAGAGAGGCCGUAUUCUUGCUCACAAUGUGACAAAUCGUUCCACUGUCAAUCAGGACUGAAGAGACACAUGAGGACACACACGGGAUAUAAACCUUACCAGUGUUUAACAUGUCACAAGACUUUUUCUCAAAAAUCCAACAUGAGGAUACACCUCAAGGUCCAUAAGAUCAUCUAGCAUGUUGUUGUGAUUUUUAGUGUUUAUUUGUAGUCAUAAAGAAAAGCCUGGUUUAUUUUACGCCAGGAUAUGCUGUUUUGAUGCAUUUUCAUGUCCGUAAAUCACCAACAUGUACAGUGGGGGAAAUAAGUAUUUGACCCCUUGCUGAUUUU
This is a messenger RNA of Perca flavescens (yellow perch), 2863 nucleotides long. Its product is annotated as zinc finger protein 37-like. The transcript has 8 exons. Gene Ontology annotation, molecular function: RNA polymerase II cis-regulatory region sequence-specific DNA binding; DNA-binding transcription activator activity, RNA polymerase II-specific. The coding region runs from base 348 to 2711 and encodes 787 amino acids. The record is from RefSeq and is a predicted model, not a curated record. Gene Ontology annotation, cellular component: nucleus. Gene Ontology annotation, biological process: regulation of transcription by RNA polymerase II. Lineage: Eukaryota; Metazoa; Chordata; Actinopteri; Perciformes; Percidae.